AUGGGUACUCGUACAGCUGAUGAUGCGCUAGGAGUGAAAGACAACAAUGACAGAAUACACAAAAUUGUAACUUUCAUACCACAAAUUGACUCUAGUACAUGUAAAUUGGAAGGACACUCUGAACUAAAGGAAAUAGAUCGUAAUGUUUUAAAAAGAAAUGAUGAAUUUUUUCAUAUAAUAAUGCCGAAAAAUCUCAACAAAUGUCCUCUUAAAGUCGGUAUGAUACAUAACCAUCCUUUUUUUAAUAUGAACAAUAGUACAAAUUUAAAGUUCAUGGACACUAUCAAACAAACCAACAAUGUAAUAACAGGAUGUGACUUAGAAAUAGUAAAAAUCUUUGCUGAAUAUUUAAAUGCUACUUUACAACUUUAUUACUUAGGUUUUCGUAAAGAAUAUGACAAUGAUGUAAUUGUUAAGCCACUUUUGAACGAGGAAUUGGAUGUAAUGGCCGGUGGAUUAUACAGAGCUUACGGUAACACUGUGGAAUACUCAGGAAUUUAUGCGAGAGAAGCUCUUAUUUGGAUAUAUUAUGUUGAAAGACUAGGUAAAUCAUGGCAAAGCUUUAUGAGUAAUUUAGAUCUAUUGUUCUUAUUCUUCGUAUUUUAUUUGUAUUACUGUUUGAUUUGGUACACGAUAUGUAUAUUUGAUAAAACAACAGUAUCUUUAAAGUCUACAUUUUUAUAUAGUUGGGGCUGCUUAUUUGGAUGUACGCCAUUAUCGAAUCCGGUUACUACAAAAGAGAAGAUAGUGAACGCAUUUUAUUUAUUCAUGUGUAUACACUUUAUAGUAUACAUGAAUAUACAAUUAUAUUCAAAUUUUACAAUUGAAAAGCCUCCGAAAUUAUAUAAAACUAACGAUGAAAUAAUGAAUUCAGGGAAAAAGUUUUCUGUAUAUAAAGACGCAUUAUCCUUCAUAAGUGAUGUGAAAUUCAAAUCUCUUAUGAAAACAGCAGGCAAUUGUGAAACAGCUAAUGAGUGUUUGAGCUUAGCUUUUCAAAAAGAAGGUGCAUCUGUUUAUCUUGACGAUGUGUUUAUUGAAUUACAAGUCAAAACUGCUGUGAAUGAUGAAGCAAAAAUAAUGAGAUCUGCGGAAAACAUAUUAAUACUUUAUCAUGAAAUAUCAAUAAGGAAAAAUAGUUAUGUUGUAAACCAUAUACAAUCUGCAAUGGGGAGAUUAAAUGAAGCUGGUAUUUUGGAGAAAUUAUUCAAGGAGGCAGUGGGCGUUUAUUUUAUUGAUAAAUCUAGAGAGUUAACAGAAAAUUUGAUGAGUAACAGUUAUAGCUGUCAAGCGGGAUGUAGCAUAAGUUUGAAUCAAUUUGCUGGAGUCAUUUAUAUUUGGUUGAUAGGAUGUUUCAUAUCUAUAAUACUUUUUAUUAUGGAAGUCACGAUAAAAAGAGAACACAAUAAUGGGCCAGCUUAUAGUUGGUUAGAGAGUUAUCUGGCGAAUAGAUAUCAACAUGUGGAAAUUAUUCGUCUGGAUAAAAAAUCAGUAUUAACAUCAUAUAAAUCAAGUAGUAAGCACAAUGGCUACGAUGUACCUCAAGGAAGUAUUUUGGGGCCUUUAUUAUUUCUUACUUAUAUAAAUGAUUUACUUAAGGUUACAAAACAUGAAUGUGUAUUAUUCGCUGAUGACAUUUCUGUUACUAUUACAUGUGACUCAGAAAACUUGGGAAGUUUAGAAGAUGAGAUUAACCUAACAGUUAAUUCCAUCAUACAAUGGCUUAAAGAAAAUAAUCUUACUGUGAAUCUUGAUAAAACUGGAUAUAUUCAAUUUAGAAACAAAGGUGAAACUGAACUUGGACUAAAUAUAAAAUAUAACAGCGAAAGCAUCAAGUUACUUUAUGAAACCUCAUUUCUUGGAGUCACAAUGGACUAUAAUUGCAACUGGAAAGCCCAAAUAGAUAAGACAUUAAUAAGGCUUUCUUGGUACAGAAGAAAUGUAUCCGUGCUCUUUGCGGCCUUCCACCAUGGAAGUCUUGCCGACCACUAUUUAAAAAAUAUAAAAUACUUCCACUAG
Molecule: messenger RNA, 2016 nt
Organism: Galleria mellonella (greater wax moth)
Lineage: Eukaryota; Metazoa; Arthropoda; Insecta; Lepidoptera; Pyralidae
Exons: 4
Coding region: 1-2016 (671 amino acids)
Source: RefSeq, a predicted model, not a curated record